This is a messenger RNA of Leptosia nina, 279 nucleotides long. The record is from the annotation of a GenBank genome assembly. NCBI's taxonomy places the organism in Eukaryota, Metazoa, Arthropoda, Insecta, Lepidoptera, Pieridae.
AUGAAGAAAACAAAGACUUUCCCGAAUAAGAAGUCUUCUAAGCCACAGAGCAACAUUAGUACGACUAAAGUGGAUGAGAAAAUUCCCAAUCAAGAUUCCUUAGACGAUGAGAACCAAGGAUUCGGUGGUUGGCUGAGAUCAGCAGAUGGCCUCGAAAAUAUGAAAUUAUUCGUCAUAGCUAACAGCAUUGUAAUUCUAACUACGUUGGUAUACCCGCAGCUGCAGGCCAUUUUUGAUAUUAUUUCAGAAACAAUAUACGGAACGGAUACAGAAUAUUAA